AUGGACCAGACCAACGCUACGAGAGCUCAAGUCCAGAACCCUUCCGAGGAACGCGGUGAGCCCUCCUGUUCCGCCAUCGCUGUUCGCCUCCCACAGUACUGGGACCAGCAUCCUUCGGUGUGGUUUCUUCAGGCCGAAGCGCAAUUUCAAGUCGCUGGUAUCCGCUCUCAAGCCUCGAAGUUUCAUUACGCCGUCGCAGCACUCUCGCCCGCCGCCAUUGACGAGGUAGCAGAUUUGUUGAACUCCCCAUUGUCUGCCGCCGCCUAUGACGAUCUCAAGGCAGCACUGCUACAGCGCACAGCAGCUUCACAGCGUUCUCGCAUCCAGCAGCUUCUGUCCACUGAAGAACUCGGCGACCGACGCCCUAGUCAACUUCUACGCCGAAUGAGCCAGCUGCUCGGAAACAAUGCGAGAUCUAUCGACGACACGCUGUUGCGCGAACUUUUUUUGCAACGACUCCCGGCUAACGUGCAGAUGGUCCUGGCGACAGCCUCUACCAUGGACCUUACCGGACUUGCCGCUUUGGCCGACAAAGUCAUGGAAGUAGCCACCCCAACCAUCGCAGCCACGGCACCGUCUCCGGGUGACAAUACAACCGCUCUGCAAAGUCUUCCCUGCUCUUCCGCAGUGCAAUCUCCGCUCGACUCCUUGUGUGAGCGCCUGGAACGCAUCAUCUGUGGAGCGGAACAUCGCCGCGCGUCUCGUCGCCCACGCAGCCGUAGUUCCUGCAGAUCAAGACGCACGGGCACCCAAAAUGAAACCUCAACUACAGCGCCUGGCGUUUGCUACUACCACCGCCGUUUUGGAAACGACGCUCGUCACUGUCGGCGUCCCUGCGCUUGGCAGGGAAACAGGCCGGCCGACCUCUAA
Molecule: messenger RNA, 870 nt
Organism: Dermacentor andersoni
Lineage: Eukaryota; Metazoa; Arthropoda; Arachnida; Ixodida; Ixodidae
Source: RefSeq, a predicted model, not a curated record